This is a messenger RNA of Taeniopygia guttata (zebra finch), 2727 nucleotides long. The record is from RefSeq and is a predicted model, not a curated record. NCBI's taxonomy places the organism in Eukaryota, Metazoa, Chordata, Aves, Passeriformes, Estrildidae.
CUCUAAUCCAGGGCUCUGGCAGGCCGGGCAGCCCCCGCUCCGAUGCUGCAGAGGGAAUUGGCCGAGCCAGGCCAUGGAAAACUCUGCGUGUUCCCAGGCAGAGCCUCCGGCCCGCGGUGUGCCCUGCCCACCUCACGGCAGUCACACCGCCAGCCUGGCCUGCCCACGGCAGCCUGAUUCAUUUAUUUUCACAUUUCUCAGCCAGCGUGACUAUUGGUAAUACUGAGACAGGUUAUGGUGUGUCAGUACUGUUAUGGGGAAAAAAAAAAAAAAAAAAAAAAAGCUUUAUAAAGGUGUUAUUAUACUCAAACUGCACCAGUUCCCUGGGUGAAAACCGUCCUUGGACUUUCCAAGAGACAUCAGAAUCAGUUUCAGCUGCAUUUCCAAAAAGAUCCCACUGCACAGCAAACCAAACCAAAGGGAAUGUGCAUGACACCUUGGCACAUGUGGCUCCAGAUGUGCCGGUUCGGAGCACAGCAUCAAGGGCUUCUGGACUUGGGAUUUCCUUUGUCACUUCACCACAAGUCUUAUGACUUCAGAAGAGUCACUGUCAACACACCAGCUGAUCAAUUUCUGUGUGUAUAAAGUGAAAUCACGAAUUUUGAGAAUAGAUGUGGUUGGGGAUUUACUCAAACAAUCCUCUGUGAUGAGGACUGAUGGGACUGUAGCUCAUCUUUCUACCAGCUAAAAACUCUUGAAAGAAAACCCCAACCCUCCCUUUUUAGGACCCUGUCUAUUUUUGUGUUGUGUUUGAGGGAAAUUUUAAAGGUGUACAGUAAUUUCCUGCUGGUGCCAGGUCAAACCCCACUGUGACAUUUGGUCACGCCUGUCACUGCAGUAACACUGCGAGGUUACUGCUCAGCUUUGGGGCUCCUGGGGACUGUGGUGCAUCCUCUCACAUCCAAGUGAGUGUUUGAGCAGCUGGAUUUUCUCUCCUCUCACUCAGUUCUCGCUUCAGAUGGCUGAGAACAGCCCCAGGAGCCUGCAGGGACCCCCCGGCUCUGCCCCUGACGAGAACGAGUUCCCUUUCGGAUAUCCCACCAACAUCUGCGAGGAUGUGCCUGGGCACAAGUUCCUGUGCAGCAACUGCAACAACAUCCUGAAGAAAGCCCUGCAGACGUUGUGUGGGCACAGGUACUGCUCUGCCUGCCUCGCCUGGAUCCUCAGAAACAAUAAAAAUGCAAUUUGCCAGAAAUGUAAAGAGGAAGAUCCCAACACUUUAGGUGAGGAAAGCCUAUUGGCAGAAGAAAGGGCUUUUGGUGAUGCUGCCAUUAAUAAAGAGAUUUCUGAACUCAGAGUCCACUGUGUGACCCUUGGGUGCAGCUGGUCUGGUAUCAUGAAAGAUUUUGAAGAGCAUCAGAGUUUAUGUGAAUAUGCUUUGAUCCCUUGUCACACUGGCUGUGGGCAUGUGGUGAUGAGGAGGAAGCUGGCAGAUCACUUGGAAAAUGGAUGUGUCAAUAAUGUGACAGUGUGUCAGCAGUGCCAGUGCAGCCUGGCCACCUCUGAAUGCCAGGAGCACUCAUGUGAAAGCAAUUUAUGCAAGGAACAAAAACCUGUGCAAACAGAAACAGCAUCGAAGGAAAAGAGCCACUCUACAUCCUCAUCCAGCAAGGAUGGCUGUUGUUUUUCUGAAGUAGGCUGUGCAUUUAGGGGAAGCAAAGAGAAGAUCCAGGAGCACCAAAACUCCGCCGUGGGAGCCCACAUGCUGCUCCUGCUGCAGCACAUGAGGCAGCUGCAGGGAACCCUGUGCUCCAAGGGCUUCUCCCCACGGCCAGAGCUGAACCUGAGGAGUGCAGGAAAAAGCAUCUGUGACCUGCAGAUCCCAGCAGGGCUGGAGUUCAGCAGGGAUCCAGAAAUGGACUGUUUCUCUGUGCCUUCCUCUGUCCCUGAAGAUGAGUCUGGCCUGCAGCAGCUCAUGAGGGAGAAGGUGAUUUCUGAGCUGGAAAAUAAGCUGCACGUGUUUGAGAACAUUGUGGCAGUGCUCAAUAAGGAGGUGGAGAGCUCUAAUUUGGAAAUCCAGGCCUUCAGGAGGCAGAGUGAACUGGACCAGAAUGUAAUACGAGGCCUUGAACUGAAGAUUGCAGAGCUGCACCGGUGCCUGACGCAGAAGGACGCAGGCCUGAGCAGCCUGCACAAGAGCCUGCUGUUCUCUGAGCAAGCCUCCUACGAUGGGAUCUUCCUCUGGAAAAUCACAGAGGUUGCCAGGAAGCUCCAGGACUCUGUGACUGGCAGGACAGUCAGUUUGUACUCCCCAGCUUUCUACACUGCAAAAUAUGGCUACAAGGUGUGUCUGAGGGUGUACCUGAACGGGGAUGGGACAGGGAAGGGAACCCACAUGUCCCUGUUCUUCGUUGUCAUGAAAGGAGAUUACGACGCUUUGCUCCCGUGGCCUUUCAGGCACAAGGUGACGUUUAUGUUGCUCGACCAAAAUAACAGGGAGCACAUCAUUGAUGCCUUUCGCCCAGACCUGACUUCUGCUUCCUUCCAGAGGCCAGUGAACGACAUGAACGUGGCCAGUGGCUGCCCCAUGUUCCUGCCCUUGGCCAAGCUGCAGUCCCCCAAGCACGGCUACGUGAGAGAGGACACGCUUUUCCUGAAAUGCAUCAUAGAAACAAACUAGCAAAUCCUCAGGUGGGCUUGGCUGGGGAGCUCACCUCUGAAUGCUAACAGAUGAUGAGGAAAAACCCCUCGGUUUGCAAGCUUGUGUUAGUUUGUGUGCACACAAAA